ACGAGUUAACACCUCGACGUAACAACUCGGAUAACUGCCGAAGCAAAGUGAAAACGAGUGAACGAGAAAAUAUAAGCGAAAAACGAGCGCGUAACCGACGGCGCGCAAAAAGGCAGUUAUUUGAUUUUUUCAUUGUUGCUGCUAAAGUGCGAAAUGCGCGCAGGAACCGGAAGUUGCGGUAGGCUAUAGCGAUUUCGAAAAUAUUCUUUUUUGGUGGCGAAUUUGUGCAGGAUAUUCAAGGCGCGUGACCGUCGGUAUAUUUUAACGGAGCAAAACAAUUUCUUUUUUCUACGUGUUUUGAUAAAAUAUUCAAAAAAAAAGAAACUCUUUAAAUAUGUCGCUAUCUAUUGCUUGAGAGCGCGCGCAAAUUUGUGUGUGUAUUCCGCCGUCGCCAGUUCACCUGCCUCCAUCAAAUGUGCUCCUCAAAUGUAGCUAACACUGUGCAAGAAAGUAGUUUGUUGAAUAGUGCUCGAGUGGGCAUGGAAUCGCAGCCACAACUUUCACAGCAGAAACAACAUUCGCAUCAACAACAAUCGCAAAACAUAUCUGUGAUGCCAGUAAUGGCGGCCGGCUCUUUGCCACCAACCAGCGGCGGUGUUACAACGCUUCCGCUUCCUCCAAUGCAGUCACAUGUUCCUACUAUACCCGGUUUGGCGGCUCAUGGUAUCGGUCAACCGCCGGCGAUACCACCGCCACCGCUACCACAUGCAGCGCCCGCUGUGCCGCUUUCACCAACAGUUGGCCUCCCUACAGCUCCGCCCGCGGCCAUGCUCGCCGGGCAUCUCAAACGCUUCGGGCUUAAGUGGCAUCUUCGCAAACGCUCAUCCUGCUCCUCAUUCGACGCUCAAUGCUCUCAUGUCUCAGCACCGCUUUUGGAACUCUCUCGGUUCGGUUUGCGGGGCUAUGAUUUGGCUCAACAUAUGCUGACGCAACAGGGUGCGGUCUCCAAGCUACUAGGUACAUUGAGGCCACCUGGCCUAAUCGGCGGAUCAAAGCCGAAAGUAGCUACACCCGCUGUCGUUUCAAAAAUCGAGCAAUACAAACACGAUAAUCCGACAAUAUUUGCGUGGGAAAUACGCGAAAGGCUGAUAUCGGAAGGUGUUUGCACAAACGCAACAGCGCCUUCGGUAUCCUCCAUCAAUCGAAUAUUGCGCAAUCGUGCAGCCGAACGUGCAGCAGCCGAAUUUGCGCGCGCUACCAGCUAUGUUUAUAUGCAUCCUACACAUCCCGGUUUCCCCACAUGGCCAGCGGCGUUGCCACCACCACCACCACAUCAUCUCUGGGGAGCGCCAGGUGCGCCCACAAAUGCUGGCAGUAUGCCGCAUAGCCUAACACCGCACGGAAGUUUAACACCAACGAGCUCAGGUAUUUCGUUACCAGCAAUAUCACCGAGUUCGGGAAGUCAUGAGACUUUGGGUUCGCCAGAUGCGAGUCGAAUGAUAGACAUUGAGGGUGAGGACACCGACUCAGAUGAUAGCGAUCAGCCGAAAUUUCGCAGAAAUCGCACUACUUUCAGCUCCGAACAAUUGGAUGAAUUGGAAAAGGAGUUCGAAAAAUCACAUUAUCCAUGCGUGAGCACAAGGGAAAAAUUAGCAGCGCGCACUACGCUGAGUGAGGCGAGAGUACAGGUUUGGUUUUCCAACAGACGAGCGAAAUGGCGUCGGCAUCAACGGGUGACUCAGCUGAAGCAGCGAAGUUCCAGUUCACCGCAGGCCACCAGUGCGACGAUGCAGCAACGAUCACUCUCACCAGCGGACAAAUACGAUGCUGCGACGACGGCGGCGAUGGCAAGAUAUUGCUACAACGACAACAACGGCAAAUCAAAUAUACCGAGCGCUUAUUACCCAACACUGAGCGCGCUUCCGAUGGGCCUCGCCAAUCACCAGCAUUCACCACAAACUCUGGAUUACACACACAAAGCAGCGAACGCUAUCAUCCCUACAGCAAGCCAACAAGGCCGAGUAGGCGAUCAAGCAACGGCACAGACACCCGGCGCAACAACACAGUGUCCACCACUACCGCUGUACGCCCACAACUCGGCGUUGCUGAACAUGAAUACUUAUCUAACGACGGAAGCAAAAGCUCCAUUACCUCUGCUUCCUCACCACACCGGCACCAACAACACACCGGUGGCAUUUCCAUCGCACACAGCAUCAGUUCCAUUAUUAAUGGGCGGUGAGCAUAGCGCUUUUCGCUCAAUGGUGGUGAAUCCAACGCUGUCAGAGGCAAUGCUUGCGCUCAACUUCACCCGACAAUAUGUCAACGCAACGCAGCAAUCGAAGUUACUGGUUGCCAGCAGUGGCAAUGGGGGAGGAGGCGAUUCGCCAACAUCGCGUUCAACAACACCAUCGGCGGCGACGACGCACUCGACGCACUCGCGGCAGUCAGAGGGGGAGGACAUCAAUGUUGUGCUGGAUGUGGAAACGAAAGGGGAGCGGCAAUAUAGAGACGUUGCGACAAAGGAUGCAGAGGGAAUGUAGAAAUUAGGCGAGUUAAGGUGAGCGCAAGCGCGAAGCCACAAACGGCGCAGGAUGCACAAGGCUGACUAAUGCAAUUCUACCCAAAUAAAGAGAAGUAAUGCGGAAUGUAUUUUAUGGAUUGUAAUUCUGGAUUUUAUGCGUAAUUAUUUAGUAACUAAUUUUAUGUAGACACUAUUUGUUUAAAUUUAAAAAUUUAAUUAUUAGCAAACUGUAAUCAAUGCACUAUCGAUAUAUAAUGUACGAUUAUUAUACAUAUGUUUAAUAUUCAGUGUUGAUUUCCUUAUUUAAACAAUAAUUAACUUAGUGCAAUUAACGGUAAUUUGAAAUCGAACCAACUAAACUCCGCAAUAUAGUUUAAAAA
Messenger RNA from Rhagoletis zephyria (snowberry fruit fly), 2841 nucleotides. Its product is annotated as paired box protein Pax-6-like. Gene Ontology annotation, biological process: anatomical structure development; regulation of transcription by RNA polymerase II. Lineage: Eukaryota; Metazoa; Arthropoda; Insecta; Diptera; Tephritidae. Gene Ontology annotation, molecular function: RNA polymerase II cis-regulatory region sequence-specific DNA binding; DNA-binding transcription factor activity, RNA polymerase II-specific. The record is from RefSeq and is a predicted model, not a curated record.